UAUAAAUACAAGCUGAAGUGGUGAAAUUUUUUCAAAGUUGUAGUUAUUUGUCUUCUACUAUAGACUAAUAGAAAGAAGAAGAUGGCUCAGUUAUCAUCUCAAGGCAGUAAUGCCAUUAUAUAUUUAACUUAUGCUUUCUUGUUAUUUACAGGGAUAUUCUUAGCAUGGAAAUUUACAAAUAAAACUCAAUUCUUAUCAUCAAAUGGUACCCAAAGAGGUAUACCAUUAGCUUUAAAUUUUAUCGCUUCUGCUAUGGGAUGUGGUAUUAUAACCAGUUAUGGUCAAAUCGCUAAUAUUUCCGGUUUGCAUGGUUUAUUGGUUUAUACUAUUAGUGGAGCUAUUCCAAUAGUAGGAUUUGCUUGGGUUGGACCAAUCAUCAGAAAGAAGUGUCCCGAUGGAUUCAUCUUAACUGAAUGGGUCAGACAUAGAUUCGGAAUUGUUACUGCUCUCUAUUUAUCCUUCUUUACUUGUUUAACUAUGUUUUUAUUCAUGGUUGGUGAAUUAUCAGCCAUUAGACAAGCUAUUGAAACUUUGACCGGCUUAAAUGCUUUAGGAGCUGUCAUUGUUGAAUGUGUUGUUACCUCAAUUUAUACUUCAAUUGGUGGUUUCAGAGUUAGUUUUAUUACUGAUAAUUUCCAAGGUGCUUCAGUAUUAAUUUUAAUCAUUAUUUGUGCUGCAGGUAUGGGUUCUUAUAUCCAUAUUGAUACCUCAUUAAUUGGCCCAAGUGGAUUAUUAAAAGCUAAUAAAUUAGGAUGGCAAUUAAUCUAUAUCUUAUUAGUAGCUAUUAUCACUAAUGAUUGUUUCAUGGCUGGAUUUUGGUUAAGAACUUUUGCUUCAAAAACGGAUAAAGAUUUAUUUAUUGGUACAUCAAUUGCUGCAUUUGUUACUUUUGCAAUUUGUACUUUGGUUGGUGUUACAGGAUUCAUUGCUGUUUGGACUGGUGAUUUAACUGUAGGUGAUGAAAAUGGUUCAAAUGCAUUUUUCAUCCUUUUAAGUCAUAUGCCAAGAUGGAUUGUAGCCUUUGUAAUUAUUUUUGUUAUUUGCUUAUCAACUUGUACAUUUGAUUCGUUACAAUCAGCCAUGGUUUCUUCCAUUUCUAACGAUGUCUUCAGAAAUAAAUUACCAAUGAUUUAUACCAGAGGUUUAGUUGUUUUAGUCAUGGUUCCUAUUGUUGUUUUAGCUGUUAAAGUCGCUGAUUCUAUCUUACAAAUUUAUCUUAUUGCUGAUUUAGUAAGUGCAGCUAUCAUUCCAUCUUUAUUCCUUGGAUUAAGUGAUAGCUGGUUCUGGUAUAUUACUGGAUUUGACGUCAUGACUGGUGGUCUUGGUGCAUUAGUUGCUGUAUUUGUUUUUGGUACUGUUUACUAUGGUAAUGCUCAAGAUGGUGGUAGAUUAUUACUUAUCUGGAAUGGUAUUUACGAUCCAGAAGAUUGGGGUGCAUUUGGUGCUUUCGUUGUUGCACCAUUUGGUGGUUUAAUAAUUACAUUUGCUUCGGUCUUAGUUAGAGCCGGACUUUUCUACAUAAUCUCCAAAUUAACUGGUAAACCAUUCACUGUGUUUGAUAGACCAGAACCUCCAACUCAAAUCAUCAAGGAUACAGAUGUAGAAGAAAUUAGUUAUGGAUCUACACAAUCAGAUGAUGAUAAGAAAGUAUUACUUCCAUAGACGGACUUAUAAUUCCUGGACCAUAAUUUUAGUCUCUUAAUCUUUUAAUAUAUGUACA
This is a messenger RNA of Scheffersomyces amazonensis, 1720 nucleotides long. RefSeq lists its product as uncharacterized. The record is from RefSeq and is a predicted model, not a curated record. NCBI's taxonomy places the organism in Eukaryota, Fungi, Ascomycota, Pichiomycetes, Serinales, Debaryomycetaceae. Gene Ontology annotation, cellular component: plasma membrane. Gene Ontology annotation, molecular function: spermidine transmembrane transporter activity. The transcript has 2 exons. The coding region runs from base 82 to 1662 and encodes 526 amino acids. Gene Ontology annotation, biological process: spermidine transport; transmembrane transport.